Messenger RNA from Zymoseptoria tritici IPO323, 1176 nucleotides. RefSeq lists its product as uncharacterized. The transcript has a single exon. The coding region runs from base 1 to 1176 and encodes 391 amino acids. Gene Ontology annotation, molecular function: protein-folding chaperone binding. Gene Ontology annotation, biological process: protein stabilization. The record is from RefSeq and is a predicted model, not a curated record. NCBI's taxonomy places the organism in Eukaryota, Fungi, Ascomycota, Dothideomycetes, Mycosphaerellales, Mycosphaerellaceae.
AUGGCCUCCCAAUUUGCCCUCCGCGGCAAGCAAGCACUGGAUAUCAAGGACUACAAUCAAGCCAUCGAACACUUCACUGCCGCCAUCAAGGACGCCCCAUCAUCCCCAGAGUUCUACCUCCAGCGCGCAAUCGCACAUACGCGAGCCAAGAACUAUCAGGAAGCCCUUGACGAUUCCGAGCAGGCUGUGAUCAACGGACAGAAGCGCGCCAAGAGAGAGUCAAUUCUUCAAGCGCAAUUUCGUCGCGGGAUUGCUCUGCAUCAACUGAGCCGAUACAGUGACGCUACUUUCAUACUCCAGCUCAUUCAAAGCAAGCUCGGCGAGACAGAGAAGAAGGACUACCAAGGUCUCGAUCUGUGGCUCCACAAGAGUAAGACUGCACUUGAGAAGCUCGACGACGACGACGAGAAGCGCAAGUGCACCAUCACAGAGACGCCAGCACCGAGGAAAAUGAGCACACCCGUCAACGGCAGUACCACAACUAUGCCUCCACCAGUAGCUCCACCAACAUCGACCUCUCACAUCACACCUACUCCGCCUCAAACCACGCCGGAUAAGAUCCGUCACGAGUUCUACCAAACUACCGAGAACGUCUACUUCACUCUCCUGGCGAAGGGCGUCCCAAAAGACAAGGCUCAUGUUGAGAUCACCUCUCGCGCGCUCAGCAUCUCGUUUCCGCUGAACACUGGCGCUGAAUACGACUUCACCAUCGAGCCCCUCUUCGGUGCAGUUCAGGUUGAGAAGUGCAUCACUCGGAUCCUGCCCAGCAAAAUCGAGAUCAUCCUUGUCAAGGCUACGCCAGGUCAGAAAUGGGCAACACUCGAAGCAGCGGACUCUGUGACCAACGACGAAGACGAAGAGUCGAAACGUGCCGUCUUCUCUGAGUCCGAUCCCGCGAGCGCCCCAGCCUAUCCCACCUCUUCCAAGACCGGACCCAAGAACUGGGACAAGAUCGUUGAUGGCGACGAUGAUGAUGAAAUUGAGGGCGGCGAUGAAACGAACCACUUCUUCAAGAAGUUGUUCAAGGACGCUUCACCUGAGAUGCAGCGUGCGAUGAUGAAGUCGUACACAGAGUCCAAUGGCACUUCACUUUCGACAAACUGGGACGAAGUGAGCAAGGGUAAGGUGGAGACUAUUCCGCCGUCGGGUAUGGAGGCGAAAGAGUGGACGAAGUGA